Messenger RNA from Trichophyton rubrum CBS 118892, 939 nucleotides. RefSeq lists its product as uncharacterized. Lineage: Eukaryota; Fungi; Ascomycota; Eurotiomycetes; Onygenales; Arthrodermataceae. Gene Ontology annotation, cellular component: endoplasmic reticulum membrane. Gene Ontology annotation, biological process: lipid storage; phospholipid biosynthetic process; lipid droplet organization. The transcript has a single exon. The record is from RefSeq and is a predicted model, not a curated record. Bases 1 to 939 code for a protein of 312 amino acids.
AUGGUUUCCAACGAUCUGGCAUCAGAAGUGCCGAAAUCGAAAGCACCGACUACUCACACUAGCUCACAACCUCCCGCCCAUCUGCUUGCUAUCUACCCUCUAACUCUUAUUCUGGGCUCCAUUUACUCUCGAAUAUCACCGACCGCGAACCCCCCAAGCCCAUCAUCGAUAUCUUCGCAAUCUCAAGAGCCGGUCAAUUAUUUUGCCCGGAAAGGAAAUGUCUUCAACGUGUAUUUCGUUAAAAUCGGAUGGCUCUGGACAAGCCUAGCAUUCCUAUCACUGCUUCUAACACAGGAAGCGUUUACCAGUAAAAGGAUCUCCGCAAACUGUCAGCUGCGACGCGUCGGACAAGCCCUCCUUCGCUAUUUGCUCGUUACUUUUUCCUGGAUCUUGACGACACAGUGGUGCUUUGGGGCCCCCAUAAUUGAUCGCGGUUUUCUUGCUACUGGUGGAAGAUGCGAAUUGAUCCAACAACAAAUGUUUGAUGAUCCUUCGCAGUCCGACUUACCUCCAGCUGUGGUCCUGACCUCAGUGUUGUGCAAAGCGUCAGGGGGUACCUGGAAAGGUGGCCACGAUGUAAGCGGCCAUGCCUUUAUGCUGGUUUUAGCAAGCGCAUUUUUGAUAUUUGAGAUGAUGGGCACCAGAUCUUCUGUCAUUAUCAGCAGUGGUAAUGUGAAUGGUGCUAGGGGGCCAGCGCAGAAGACCACGGAUAAAAAAGUUACUGACUGUGGGCCUAAUGGUAUCGAGGAGCUUUUUGCGGAGCUUUCUAGGAAAUUCGUUUGGACAAUUGUGGGUCUAUCUUUGUGGAUGUUACUCAUGACAGGGAUAUGGUUUCAUACAUGGCUUGAAAAGGUCAGUCCAUUAGCUACUUUCGUCUACGAGCUGCUUCUUUCCGUGCUCUUGGGUUUCCCGUCUUCAUUCACUAACAGUUACUCCUAA